UCUCAAUCCGAGGUGAGUUCUCGGUUCUCAGUUCUCGGUAGCCUCUGUCUCUCUUUCCCACUCAAUAACUUCUCCUUGUGAUUUGCUAUAGUUUCUCAUCGUUUGAUUCUUAGUACCUAUAACUGCUUCGGUGAUAUAAAUAUCAGGUGCAAAGUUGCAAAUCAUGAAUGCGUUCAAGGCGUUCAAAGCCCAAGUCCCAAUUGCAUGGAGUCCUAACUUAUACAUAACCUUGGUGAGGGGCAUUCCAGGAACUAGGAGACUUCACAGACGUACCUUAGAGGCAUUGCGUCUUCACAAAUGCAACCGUACCGUCAUGCGAUGGAAUACUCCCACUGUUAGGGGAAUGCUUCAACAGGUAAAGAGAUUAGUUGUGAUUGAGACAGAAGAGAUGUACAAGGCCCGCAAACAAAAUGAAGCAAACCAUCAAGCUCUAGGUGCCCCAUUGGUUGUGAACCACUCACCUGCGUACACAAGCAAUUCUUCCUAGAGCAUGCAUCUGUUUUAUAUUGUUCUUUAGAGUUCAGCUUCUGUUUCUUUAGUGUUCUACUGUUGCUUAUGUGAUCUUUUUUUUUUCUUUUUUUGUAGUGUAUUUUCUGAAGUACAGCUGAUUUAAUGAACUGAAUUUUAAAAGUUUUUUUUAGUUCACAUAAAGGAUACAGUUCUAUAUGAACUUUUUGGCGUGGUCAUUCCAAAUAUAUUUUGGAAGUUCUCAAGUAGCAAUAUUAGAAUCGUAAUAGACAAUUUGUGCUGGUAUAGAGAAUUCUGUUUUGAUAAACGAUUGGUAUUUGGAUAUACAGGUCUGAAAAUUGCUUCUUUAAA
Molecule: messenger RNA, 819 nt
Organism: Hevea brasiliensis (rubber tree)
Lineage: Eukaryota; Viridiplantae; Streptophyta; Magnoliopsida; Malpighiales; Euphorbiaceae
Exons: 3
Coding region: 164-487 (107 amino acids)
Biological process (GO): translation
Cellular component (GO): mitochondrion; large ribosomal subunit
Molecular function (GO): structural constituent of ribosome
Source: RefSeq, a predicted model, not a curated record